AUGACACGCGAAAUGCACGCCAUCCUCGCCGGGAUCCCGCAGUCCCUCCGGCCCGCGCUGCUGAUCGCCUCGACGUGCGCGUUGCUCCUCCUCGCCACCGCGCUGCUCCCUCCGCGCGCCCCUCCCCCGGCGCCGCUGCUGACCACUGACGCCGCCGCCGACGCAGUCCGCCUCGACGCGUGCGUCACCCGAAGGAACGGCAACGAGGUGCUGUGGCAGCUACCGCCCCCGUCGUCGCCGCUGCGAGCCGCGUUGUUCGCGGCGCCCGGGUGCACCAUCCGCGCCACCGACUUCUUCGACGCCUCCCCGGGCUGCCCGCGCUGCACGGGGCUCCCCGAGGAGCGCCGCUUCACCCGCGCCGCGCUCAGCCGCGGGUACGCCGUCCUCGCCGUCUCCAGCCGCGCCGAGUGCUGGUCCCUCGACGACGCCGGCGGCGGGGACGGGGAGGAUGGCAGCGAGCUCGCUGCCGUCCAGUCCAUCAUCAAGUGGUGGACUACAGAGAAGUACCCUCAGCUCGCGGGCCUCCCGCUCGUCGGCAUCGGCGCGUCCUCGGGCGGGUACUUCCUCUCCGCGCUCGCGGCCAGGGUUAAGUUCAGCAGCGGCGUCGUCAUGAUCGCGGAGGGCGUGUACGGGGCCAUGGCCGAGAUCCCCACCGGGUAUCCGCCGGCGCUGUUCGUGCACAUGCCCAAGGACACCGAGAGGGCGCAGUUGGUUGCGGACAGCAUGGGCAGGCUCAGGGAGAAGCACGUCGACGUGCGGGAGAUCCGGUGCGAUGACUUCGCCGUGAGCGCGGAGUUCCUGGCGGGGAGGGUGCCGGGGCUGACCCGGGCCUUCGCCGACGCGCUGGUGGACGUGCUUCGCCGGAAGGGAUUCGUGGAUGAGAAGGGGUUCCUCAAGAAGGACGGGAGGAGAACACCGUGGAAGGAGGCGGCUGAGGUGGCCAAGGUGUUGCCUGAGGGGUUCGGUCUGGAGAGGCAUGUCACCGAGGAGCUCAAUGUUGCCUAUGCGUACCAUGAGUUCACCAGCCUGAAGAAUACUGAAAUUUUCCAAUGGUUUGAGUCCCAUAUGAAUCAUUAG
Miscanthus lutarioriparius is the source of this 1077-nucleotide messenger RNA. The record is from the annotation of a GenBank genome assembly. NCBI's taxonomy places the organism in Eukaryota, Viridiplantae, Streptophyta, Magnoliopsida, Poales, Poaceae.